Eimeria acervulina is the source of this 687-nucleotide messenger RNA. RefSeq lists its product as hypothetical. The coding region runs from base 1 to 687 and encodes 228 amino acids. NCBI's taxonomy places the organism in Eukaryota, Apicomplexa, Conoidasida, Eucoccidiorida, Eimeriidae. The transcript is spliced from 4 exons. The record is from RefSeq and is a predicted model, not a curated record.
AUGGCGCGAAACUGCCUAAGGCGCCGCGCCUUCGGCGCUGUCUGUGACUUGACCGUUCAAGAUGUAUUUUUCCUCCUUUUCCCUUGCGCGUGGACUUUAUUUGCAACCUGUUGUUUCUGCUAUUAUACUGUCCACCCGACGGUACACGAUGAGAGCCCCAGGACGAUACCAAUGUACUGGAGUCUCAUAUCAGCUCUGCCAGCAGCUGUUAUGGCGUUUAACUACUACAUAUUCCAGCGGGCAUCAGUUGUUCAGAACGGCCUCUCGCGGUAUACAAUUGGGGAGUUGUCUCAAGUAAUGCGUUUGUUUGGCCUGUUGGUUAUUUGCGCUUUCUUAAUCCUUGCAGUCGUUAGCGGGGUACAGUUUUCUCAGUGUACGACAUGCCAGCACGAUGUAUUUGGCGAGAAUGCAUUUUGGUGUUUGGUGACGAUGCUGUGGUUGUUGGUGAUGGCUUGUUUAUCUCCUUCUCCUCGGCACUUAGCUAAAUUAACAUUUACUCAGGAAACAGCAGCAGGAAUUGCAGGAGCAGCAGACGGCCGCGUCUUAGGCCGCGUAGCGAUGGCUGAUGAUGCUACUUUCAUGGCUGCAGACAGCCAGCAAACAAAUGCCGAAAACUUCCUCAGAGCAGGAGUUCAUCCAGACCUCGUAGCACAUGGCAAAGUCGCUCCUGAAAAGACCGCCGAAUAA